Molecule: messenger RNA, 1356 nt
Organism: Malania oleifera
Lineage: Eukaryota; Viridiplantae; Streptophyta; Magnoliopsida; Santalales; Ximeniaceae
Exons: 4
Coding region: 1-1356 (451 amino acids)
Source: RefSeq, a predicted model, not a curated record
AUGGUAAUGAGGAGACUGUGUCCGAACUUGGAAAGGGAAGAUGGGCUGGAGACGGUGCUGGAGGUGCCCAUCCCGGAGGAUAUGUUCAAGAGCUUGGGGAACAAUGUGGAGGUGCGGUGGCAGAACAUGCUCACCUGGAUGAAGGCUCAGAACUCCGGCAAGUGGUCGUCCCCCCUUAUCGCCGCCCGCUUCAACGACCUCCGCUUCCUUCUUUUCAUCGUGGGUUCCCCUCUCAUCCCCCUUCGCGUCCAUCUGGACCACUCCAUUCGCCGUCCCAUUCGCGAUUGCUCCAUUGAAGCUUCAACGGCCAAAUACAUAGUACAACAGUACAUAGCAGCAACAGGCGGGCAGGCAGCUCUGAACUCGGUGCAGAGCAUGUGCGUGACGGGACAGGUGAAGGUUGGUGCCUCAGACUUCCACCAAGGAGGCGACAGCGUGAGGGCGAGAAGCAGCGAGGAGACGGGAGGCUUUGUCCUCUGGCAAAAGAACCCCGACCUGUGGUGCCUGGAGCUCGUCAUCUCCGGCUGCAAAGUCACCUCCGGCAGCAACGGCAAGCUCUCCUGGAGACAAUCCUCCAACCAGAGAAACUCCAUCUCCAAAGGCGCCCCCAGACCUCUCCGCCGCUUCUUACAGGGGCUGGACCCGAGAUCCACGGCGUACCUGUUUCUGGACGCGGUGUGCAUCGGAGAGAAGAUAAUAAACAACGAGGACUGUUUCAUCUUGAAGCUGGAGACGAGCUCCGCCACGCUGGAGGCGCAGAGCGGCCCCAACUUCGAGAUCAUCCACCACACGAUAUGGGGAUAUUUCAGCCAGAGGUCGGGGCUGCUGGUGGAGUUCGAGGACUCCAGGCUGCUGAGGAUGAAGACGAAGGGGGAGGACGACGUCUUCUGGGAAACCAGCACGGAGUCGGUGAUCGAGGACUAUAGAUACGUCGACGGCGUCAACGUGGCCCACAGCGGGAAGACCACGGUCACGGUGUUCAGAUACGGGGAGCAGUCGGCCAACCACAAGAGGGAGAUGGAGGAGACGUGGAAGAUUGAAGAGGUGGACUUUAACGUGUGGGGUUUGUCCUCGGAGUGCUUCUUGCCUCCUUCGGAUCCAUUUUGUGCCGCCGGAGGAUACCGAGGUAAGAGUAGUUCCAUUGAAAUGAAAAGGAAUGGGAAAAAGCAAGAUGCUGAGAGGCAAGCUCAAAAGGAUACAAAGCAAGCUGUAGGGCAGAAUAGACAAGGCUUGGCAAUACAGAGAACAAAUAGUAGAUUAAGCCACAUUCCCGAAGAAGAGCGUUAUGCAGUCCACCAAUUCACUGCUUUGUUUGCACAAGCUAAAAUAGGCAGCAAUCCAACCACAUUUUUGUAG